UUCAGUUACCAAAUAUAGCUGAGUAGAGUAAGAGAGGGGACGAGUGUCUCAGGCCACGGCUGUCUCAGUACCACAGACCAGGCAGUCCUUAAUGGACAGGCAAGACCAACCUCUUCUCACCAGGGGAAGGAAGAAAAGCUCCUGUGAAGGCCGUCGCCUUGGGGAGGCUUCAAACUGACCAAGCAUUGGAAAGAAAACAAGAACACAGUUUUCCUGUGCCUCCCUCUAGCUCUCCUACUUGCUACGUGUGUGAGUGUGUGGAGGCUGCUCAAAAAUGUCAGAGACUUCCUCCCACGACUCCUUCUAUGAUUCCUUAUCAGACGUGCAGGAAGAGGGCAAAAGUGCUGACUUCUUCCCAGGGCUCUCUGCGUUUCUCAGCCAGGAAGAAAUAAACAAAAGUCUCGACCUGGCCCGCAGAGCUAUAGACAACUCUGAAACUGAAGACUUUGACUCCGAAAAGGAGAUCUCGCAGAUUUUCAGCAAAUCUUCUAAAAACCUCUGCAAAACUCCUUCCCACGAGGAGACCAAAUCCAGCGAGCAGACUCCGUCAGAAGGACCUCAGCAUAACAGGCCAGCACCUGCCCAGCCUCUGGCAGGGGAGCAUGUUGAAAAGAUCACUUCCCCAGCUUCAAGGAGAAAACCUGGGGUAUCACCCCUGCUGGCCAGCCCCAGCUACAUCCGGAGCCUUCGCAAGGCUGAAAAACGAGGUACAAAAAUUCCCAAUCCAAGUGCAAAGCCCAAAGCUGCCCCACAAAGCAAAGCCGGCUCCCAGAACCAACUUUGCGACAAGGCAGCUAGUUUCAUUGAGGAGCUGACUUCCAUAUUUAGAGAGGCAGCCAAGCCAAGAAACAGAAGCCCAAAUGGUGAGUCCUCAUCACCAGACAGUGGGUAUCUGUCUCCUAAAAAUCAACCUUCAACCCUGACGAGUCCCUCGGCCAGUCAGAGCCCCACUGGAGACCAGCUAGACCAACAGGAGAUGGAAGCAGAGGUCAAGCUAGCCCAGGGCAGCCUUUGCUACCAGGCCCAACAGGCCCCAGAAGAGGCCUUGGCACACACCCACAUCCCUCACCCACAGCCCCAGAAAGCCCCCCAUUUGCCCUCUGCACCUCGCUUCAUCCAGAAGCUAAGGAGCCAAGAAGUCGCUGAAGGAAGCAGAGUUUAUUUGGAGUGUAGAGUCACUGGAAACCCAACGCCCCAAGUCAGAUGGUUCUGUGAAGGGAAGGAACUGUUCAACAGUCCUGACAUUCAGAUCCACGGCGACGGCGCGGAGCUACACACCUUAGUCAUUGCUGAAGCCUUUGAGGACGACACAGGUCGCUACUCGUGUCUGGCUACAAACCCCAGCGGCUCAGACACCACAUCUGCAGAGGUGUUCAUUGAAGGAGCCAGUUCAACGGACUCUGACAGUGAAAGCUUACCUUUCCUAUCAAAAGCUGGAGCUAUGCCACAAGCUCAAAAGAAAACAACUUCUGUUUCCUUGACGAUAGGAUCCUCAUCCCCCAAGACCGGAGUGUCCACAGCUGUGAUUCAGCCUUUAUCUGUGCCUGUGCAGCAGGUUCACAGUCCGACUUCGUAUCUCUGCCGACCUGAUGGAGCCUCCAUGGGCUGUCUUCUUCCUGUUUUCACUAAGGAACUACAGAACAUAGCAGCCUCCGAGGGCCAGGUGGUGGUCCUGGAAUGCCGGGUCCGCGGCGCACCCCCGAUGCAGGUCCAGUGGUUCCGGCAAGGGAGUGAAAUCCACGACUCUCCAGACUUCAGAAUUCUCCAGAAAAAACCUAGAUCGGCAUCUGAGCCCGAGGAGAUCUGCACCCUGGUCAUUGCCGAGAGCUUCCCUGAAGAUGCGGGCAUCUUUACCUGCUCAGCCAGAAAUGACUACGGAUCAGUGACCAGCACUGCGCAGCUUCUCGUUACCUCAGCCAACUCUGAGAACUGUAGCUAUGACUCAAUGGGAGAACCCAACAGUGAUCACGACCACCACUUCCCACCUCCCCCUCCAAUCUUGGAGACAGGUUCCUACGAGCUGUCACCGCAGAAGCCCUCUGAAAUCCAGCAGGUGAACAGCCCCGACUUAGGACUUAACAUGGCAGCCCUUCAAAUGCAAUUCAACUCGGCAGAGAGGGAAACCAAUGGAGUUCAUCCCGGCCACGGAGUCAAUGGACUGAUUAAUGGCAAAGCUUACGGCAAUAAAUCUCCUCCGACACCAACUGCCCUGCUUUCGCCCACUAAGGAACCACCACCUCUGCUUGCCAAACCCAAACUGGAUCCCCUGAAGCUUCAGCAGCUGCAGAACCAAGUGCGCUUGGAGCAGGAAGCGGGCGGCUGGCCCCCAGCGCCGCCGGGUCUCCCUUGCAACAGCAGCAGCAGCGGCAGCAGCGCGCCCCCCUCCUCGCACUGCGCCUCGCCCGCCCGCUUCGGCCCCGGCCAGACGCCCGCAGCCUUCCUCAGCGCCCUGCUGCCCUCGCAGCCGCCACCAGUCGCUGUCAACGCCCUGGGGCUGCCCAAGGGCGUUACCCCCGCGUAA
Messenger RNA from Myodes glareolus (Bank vole), 2521 nucleotides. Lineage: Eukaryota; Metazoa; Chordata; Mammalia; Rodentia; Cricetidae. The record is from RefSeq and is a predicted model, not a curated record.